Messenger RNA from Nicrophorus vespilloides, 1624 nucleotides. RefSeq lists its product as uncharacterized. Gene Ontology annotation, biological process: glutathione metabolic process. Lineage: Eukaryota; Metazoa; Arthropoda; Insecta; Coleoptera; Silphidae. The coding region runs from base 47 to 1309 and encodes 420 amino acids. Gene Ontology annotation, molecular function: glutathione transferase activity. The record is from RefSeq and is a predicted model, not a curated record. The transcript has 12 exons.
CUUGAACCUAAAAUUUUAUGCACAAAUAUAGCCGCUAGAUGAUUAGAUGAAUCCUAUGCAUACUGUCCCUACGAUCGAUGAUAACGGAUUUUAUCUUUGGGAAAGUCGGGCUAUAAUGCAGUACCUCGUUGAUCAAUAUGGAAAAGAUGACAGCCUCUCCCCGACCGUUCCCAAACUCGCAGCCAUCGUCAACCAGCAAUUGUAUUUCGACGCUUGCACUCUAAACGCAAGACUUUACGAAUACAUGUUGCCCAUAAUGAUGCGUUCUGCAAAACCGAAUAUGGAAGUACAUGCUAAGGUGGAGGAAGCCCUUGGAGUGUUCGAUACAAUAUUGAGUAAAAAUAAAUGGGCUGCAGGGGAUAACUUAACCAUAGCUGAUUUUGCUCUAAUGUCGACGGUUUCUACUUUAGAGGCAAUUAUGUUCGAUAUCAAGAAAUAUCCAAACGUCGAAAACUGGCUCAAUUCUUGCAAGAGAGAUGUCACGCAUUUCGAGGAGACAAUACAGAAGGGAUCUGACUGGAUUCACGACUAUUUGAACGAAAUCCUACGGAAGAUUACACAAUAUCACAGGACCAAACAAGAAGUCAUCCUGGGUAACUGCAUAGAAACCGACACCGUCGUUCCGAUAUUCACGAAGACAACGAAAAUCGGUGGGAAAAUGAAUCCUGUCGACGUAUACUUCUUUCCAGCCAGUCCACCUUCGAGGGCUGUAAUCCUGUUGGCAAAGUUCCUAGGACUUAUCAUCAACGCCAAAGUUACCAACAUCAUGGCUGGUGAACAAAUGACUCCUGAAUUUUUAAAGAUGAAUCCAAUGCACACCGUUCCAGUGAUCGACGACAACGGAUUUCAUCUUUUCGAAAGUCGCGCCAUUAUGCAAUAUUUAGUGGAUCAAUACGCGACAGACGAUAGCCUCGCUCCCAAAGAACCAAAAUUGGCGGCCAGAGUGAACGAGCGCCUCUACUUCGACUCGGGAACUUUGUCAUCGCAGAUGCAAGCGUACAUGUUUCCAGUCUUUAAAGGCGGUCAACCAAACAAUGAAGCGCACGAUAAGAUCCUCAACGCUCUGCAAGUUUUCGACAAGAUGUUGGAAAACAAUACCUGGGCUGCCGGGGAUAAGCUUACUAUAGCCGACUUCUCGCUUGUAGCAACUAUAUCAACAUUGGAGGCUAUCAAAUUUGACAUCACUAUAUACCCGAACGUGCAUAGAUGGUAUGAAGCUUGUAAGAAGGAGAUGACUGACUACGAGGAAUCGAACCAGAAGGGCGCAACGAUGCUGGGCGGAUUUUAUGCCAGCAAAUUGAAGAACUAAAGAAAUAUGUUGUAUUUUUAUCCGCUCUUUCGAUCGAUUCUAUUUCGGUACGAUGUUAAAUUGUAAUCAAUUAGGCGGCGGAAGCUUGGAAUUACGCUGCACUUCAGCAAUUUACUUGAUAAAUUUUAUCACGGGCGCAUAGCCUUGUAGAUGGGGAUCUAUCUAUGCAUUUAGAAAUAAGUACAGGCUAAUUACGGACGUACCUCGAAUACUUUCGUUAGAACUGUGCGGUAGCGGCUAUAUCAUCAAUCUUCUGUUAUUCUCAUUUAUUUUCAAUCGAAAAUAAUAAAAUAAAUGCAAUAAAAUAAAGUUGUA